This is a messenger RNA of Talaromyces rugulosus, 1332 nucleotides long. RefSeq lists its product as uncharacterized. Gene Ontology annotation, molecular function: acyltransferase activity, transferring groups other than amino-acyl groups. The record is from RefSeq and is a predicted model, not a curated record. The coding region runs from base 1 to 1332 and encodes 443 amino acids. NCBI's taxonomy places the organism in Eukaryota, Fungi, Ascomycota, Eurotiomycetes, Eurotiales, Trichocomaceae. The transcript has a single exon.
AUGUCCAAAAGGCGACAUGACCUCGACAACCUGCGGACCUUUCUCACCGCACUAGUCAUCUACCACCACACCGCCAUUACCUACGGCGGCCUUGGAUCAUGGUUCAAGUCUCGAAACUUUGGCGGCCACACCUCCAUGGCGCUCGCGCUGUUCAACGCGACUAACCAGACCUUCUUCAUGGGGUUAUUUUUCUGGCUCUCGGGGUAUUUAUCUGGGAAUCGUCUGUCCAAAAGCCCCACUUGGGACUCGCGGUACUCGUUUCUGAGCGGGAAAUGGUUCCAUUUGGGACUGCCGGCGGUCAUCUACACAGUCUUUGUGCAGCCGCUCUCCCAAUUACUUGUAUUAUUUGACUCGUCUGGUUUUCGUCUCAGAUCAGAAACGAUCCUGUCGACAUUCGUGUCAUAUUGGAAACAGCUGCGCGGCGUGCGCGGCCCCCUGUGGUACCCUGCAACGCUGCUCGGCUUCGACAUGAUAUCGACAUUCUGCAUCCCCCGCACGAUAUCGCCAAGGGCUGUUCGACGGCUGAAAAGGUUUGUUUCUAAUCGACUUGCCGUCUCUUCGCUGUGGAUAUCCUCGACGGCUCUGACUUUUGGGAUUCGCACUGUUUAUCCUGUCGGCGCUACGGUGCCUGUUUUCGCGGUUCAGCCGGCUUUUCUUCCUCAGUACAUUCUGUCGUAUGCGCUUGGGAUUAUUUCUUCCUUGACGGAUACGCCGAGACUGGUCACUCCGUUCUCCAGUGAAAAAUCCGAGGAGACAGCAGACACAGUAGACACAGCAGACACACCUUCAUCCCAUCCUAUUAUACCAUACACCCACUCCGCCCUCUCCUUCCCCCUCAUCACAGCCCCCAUAAUGAUAAACCGUUAUUCUCCCGCUGUAGGAGGGAACCCCAGCGCCGCGCAGAAUUUGUCCCCGCGGCUCGACUUGCUAAACCUCAUCGGCGGCGGCUUGACUCUUCCUUCCUUUCUAUACACUGCAUGGAGCGAGCUGUCGUUUGCUGCCAUCGGACCAAGCCUGUUACAAUACUUUUCCAGGGCCCACAACCAUCCGGCCAAACGAGGAUCACUAUUUCAUCCGCGAUACUCGUACGCUGCAUUUCUAGUGCAUACGCCCGUCGCGGUCCUCUCGGGACUUGUCGCGGACCGAAUCCUCGACGGAGUUAUACUCAGAGCUGCUGCUGGUGGACAACAACAGCUUGCAAACAACAAACUCUGGAGAAUCCUUGCGCCCGUGCUCAUGACAGCCGUGGUGGGCACUGGGAAUGUACUCGGCUCGUUUGCGCUGGGCAGGUUCAUUGUUGAUUACGUGCCUGGCGUGGGCAAAGUUAUCUAA